AUGGUGUCCAACAUUAUUUGCGGUACUAUUCUGGAUAGGUCUACCGCCCGGCAUAUUCUUGAACUCUCCCGCAUAAUCCACCGAGCUGUCACACUCGCUCUGAGGUCUAACAAGAAGCAUGACUUCACACGCCAAACGAAGUCUACUUGGGCCAUAUCUGCAGCCAAGAAUCUAGACCCCCUGGAUGAAGACAUCUGGAGGGCCAAAAGCGAAAUCGCCUCACGCCAUAUCAGUUUCUAUGAAGAAUGGAAGGCUAUCAAGUACGAAGAACACGCAUGGACGUGGCCCAAAUCCAAGUACAGUAGUUCACUAUGGAGAACCUUCCAGAGGGCCAUGGACCAAAACCGCCCGAUAUAUGAGCUUCGAAAUUGGUUUUCCCACGAAUAUGGAGUCCGCCGGACUACAGUUGAAGCCGAGCAAGAGCAAUUCGAGAGGCUUCUUCAGGAGUACAAGGACCUUCAACCUAUCCUUAAAGAGUUGAUUGUAAAUCUGGAAGCAGGCCUGGAAGAUAUUUUAGCCUGGGGAAAUCCAUAUGACGUAUCUUCGCGUUCAUUGCUUGAUGACAAACAACCUGGGUACACGCAAGACUGCAAGGCAGUUUGUCUCAAGAUAAAGAAGAGAGAGGAAAAUAUAUUGAUAAAGCGCAGGCAAGUAGAUAUCGAAUACGAAGCAAGGCGGACUCGAGUAGCCAGGGGGGAGGACCCUUGGGGAGGCGAAGAAUCGGUGCAGACUACCGAGAAAGUGGAGGAGUGGUGCGCUCAGGUCGGUGAGCACUUCCAGGGUGUCGAGUAUUCGGAGGCCUCUGAUGAGGUAGACGAAGGCAUAGUAGUCCUUACAGACGAGGCACCAGAUUCGGAGGGUGAAGAGGCACUGGGGUGCAUUGAAAGCCCCCCGGGUGCCCUGAUCUGGGGCGGAGAUGUGCUGCUAGUAGAAGGUGCUGUCGAACUCCCGGCUAUCUUGAAGCAAGCAGGUUGGGGCAUGAUUCUGGGGUUGGAGAUGAUGAUGCGCCUGCUGGGCAUUGUAAAGCCUGCACUUGCAGAAGUACUUGAUGGCAUACAGGCUGCAGUUUGA
Molecule: messenger RNA, 1071 nt
Organism: Cucurbitaria berberidis CBS 394.84
Lineage: Eukaryota; Fungi; Ascomycota; Dothideomycetes; Pleosporales; Cucurbitariaceae
Exons: 1
Coding region: 1-1071 (356 amino acids)
Source: RefSeq, a predicted model, not a curated record